GUGUGUUCUGCUACUUGUGUGCCAGCCUGGACCAGCUCACAGACAGCCCCACCUGUCUUGCUUGGGCUGCUUGGUGCUGCUCUCUCAGGGCCUCUGAGCAUCUCUGAGUUCUCCGUGUGUAUUGGAAUGGUAACCUUGUCAGCCACAGACUGCUACAUCGUGCACGAGAUCUACAAUGGCGAGAAUGCCCAGGACCAGUUUGAGUACGAGCUGGAACAGGCCCUGGAAGCCCAGUACAAGUACAUUGUCAUCGAGCCCACCCGAAUCGGUGACGAGACGGCACGCUGGAUCACCGUCGGCAACUGCCUGCAUAAGACGGCUGUGCUGGCUGGCACUGCCUGCCUCUUCACCCCGUUGGCACUUCCCUUAGAUUAUUCCCACUACAUCUCCUUGCCCGCUGGUGUGCUGAGCUUGGCCUGCUGCACCCUCUAUGGGAUCUCCUGGCAGUUUGACCCUUGCUGCAAGUACCAAGUGGAGUAUGAUGCCUAUAAACUGUCUCGACUGCCUCUGCACACACUCACCUCCUCUACCCCGGUGGUGCUGGUCCGGAAGGACGACCUGCACAGAAAGAGACUGCACAACACGAUAGCACUGGCCGCCUUGGUGUACUGUGUAAAGAAGAUUUACGAACUCUAUGCUGUAUGACUCCAGUGAACAGUGAGAGGAACGGAACCACACAGCCCUCGAGAGCCAAGAGGACACAAAGGAUUUGGAUUGCCGCAGUAACACUUUUUGCUCUGUGAGGCAGUGGAGCCUGGGAAGGUGUUUGGUUUAAUAUUUGUUAUUUUUUAAAAAAGAACACAGAUCAUGGGUGUACCAAGGGUUUUUUCAGCUUAUUACAAAAUUGUGAUUUCCAUGACCCUGGAGGGGGUCUGGGGCUAUGGAAGUCUAACUGGGCAGUGGACUGGAUAGAAGCCAACGCUGCUGAGGGGUGUGAACGCGCUUGGGGGUCUUUAAGUGUAUUGUUUAACUGUACCAUUUGGAGCCAACCAGAAGCUACCAACCAUUAAAAUUACAAGCAUUUCAA
Chinchilla lanigera (long-tailed chinchilla) is the source of this 1027-nucleotide messenger RNA. It is a transcript of the gene Tmem11, whose product is annotated as transmembrane protein 11. Gene Ontology annotation, cellular component: mitochondrial inner membrane. The transcript has 2 exons. Lineage: Eukaryota; Metazoa; Chordata; Mammalia; Rodentia; Chinchillidae. Bases 127 to 645 code for a protein of 172 amino acids. Gene Ontology annotation, biological process: inner mitochondrial membrane organization. The record is from RefSeq and is a predicted model, not a curated record.